GCGCGGCGGGACCAUGUCGGCGAUGGGGACUCUCGCGUUCGAUGAGUACGGGCGGCCCUUCCUGAUCCUCAAGGACCAGGAUCGCAAGAGCCGCCUCAUGGGGCUGGAGGCGCUCAAGUCUCAUAUAAUGGCAGCAAAGGCUGUGUCAAAUACACUGAGAACAUCACUGGGGCCCAAUGGUCUUGAUAAAAUGAUGGUGGACAAGGAUGGUGAGGUGACUGUCACGAAUGAUGGCGCCACCAUUCUGAGUAUGAUGGAUGUGGAUCAUCAAAUAGCUAAACUUAUGGUAGAGUUGUCUAAAUCGCAGGAUGAUGAGAUUGGGGAUGGAACUACAGGGGUUGUUGUUCUGGCUGGUGCAUUAUUGGAACAGGCUGAGCAGUUGUUAGAUCGCGGUAUUCACCCUAUGAGAAUAGCAGAUGGUUAUGAGCAGGCUGCACGCAUUGCCAUUGAGAAUCUAGACAAAAUCAGCGACAGUUUUCCAGUUGAUCCACAGAACAGUGAACCUCUCAUCCAGACUGCAAAGACAACUCUAGGUUCUAAAGUAAUUAAUCGUUGCAACAGACAGAUGGCAGAAAUCGCUGUAAAUGCUGUACUGACAGUGGCUGAUAUGGAACGCAAAGAUGUUGAUUUUGAGCUAAUCAAAGUACAAGGCAAAGUGGGAGGGAGACUGGAAGAUACCCAGUUGGUCAAAGGAGUGAUUGUGGAUAAAGAUUUCAGCCAUCCACAGAUGCCUAAAGAAGUUAAAGAUGCUAAAAUUGCAAUUCUCACUUGUCCAUUUGAGCCACCUAAGCCUAAAACCAAGCACAAGCUUGAUGUAACAUCUGUGGAAGAUUACAAGGCACUGCAGAAAUAUGAAAAGGAGAAAUUUGAAGAGAUGGUGAAACAGAUUAAAGACACUGGUGCAAACCUAGCUAUUUGCCAGUGGGGUUUUGAUGAUGAGGCAAAUCACUUAUUGCUUCAGAAUGAGCUGCCUGCUGUUCGUUGGGUUGGUGGACCUGAAAUAGAAUUGAUUGCUAUUGCAACUGGAGGACGCAUCGUUCCUCGUUUCUGCGAACUCACGUCUGAGAAACUAGGCUUCGCUGGCAUCGUCAAGGAGAUCUCAUUUGGAACAACAAAAGAUAAAAUGCUUGUUAUUGAGCAAUGUCAGAAUUCCAGAGCUGUGACCAUCUUCAUUAGAGGAGGAAAUAAGAUGAUUAUUGAAGAAGCAAAACGAUCUCUUCAUGAUGCCUUGUGUGUAAUCCGGAACCUGGUUCGUGAUAACCGCAUUGUGUAUGGAGGAGGGGCUGCUGAGAUUUCUUGUGCUUUGGCAGUUAGUGAAACAGCAGAUAAGUGCCCCUCUUUGGAACAAUAUGCUAUGAGGGCUUUUGCUGAUGCCCUAGAAGUCAUUCCCAUGGCACUUUCUGAAAACAGUGGAAUGAAUCCCAUACAGACUAUGACUGAAGUGCGAGCUAGACAAGUGAAAGAAAACAAUCCUGCUCUUGGGAUCGAUUGUUUGCGCAAAGGAACAAAUGAUAUGAAGAAACAACAUGUCAUAGAAACCUUAAUUGGUAAAAAGCAACAGAUUGCUCUGGCUACUCAGAUGGUUAGAAUGAUUCUAAAGAUUGAUGAUAUUCGUAGGCCAGGAGAAUCUGAAGAGUGAAGGCUGAAAGACAAGGAAUAAAAUCUAAUGGAGCCACUGCAGUAAGAAAAAUCAGUGGGAUCUCAACAGUUCAUCUUCAGCUAUUUAUUUCUUGACAACUUUUUUCUUUUUGUUUUAGAAAGUGUAACUGCUAGUUGUUUAAGACAAUAAAGUACCAUUUAGCA
This is a messenger RNA of Gopherus flavomarginatus (Mexican gopher tortoise), 1803 nucleotides long. RefSeq names its product chaperonin containing TCP1 subunit 5 (gene CCT5). The transcript has 11 exons. The coding region runs from base 14 to 1639 and encodes 541 amino acids. Gene Ontology annotation, molecular function: ATP binding; ATP-dependent protein folding chaperone; ATP hydrolysis activity. Lineage: Eukaryota; Metazoa; Chordata; Testudines; Testudinidae. The record is from RefSeq and is a predicted model, not a curated record. Gene Ontology annotation, biological process: protein folding. Gene Ontology annotation, cellular component: chaperonin-containing T-complex.